Ectocarpus sp. CCAP 1310/34 is the source of this 1108-nucleotide messenger RNA. The record is from the annotation of a GenBank genome assembly. NCBI's taxonomy places the organism in Eukaryota, Phaeophyceae, Ectocarpales, Ectocarpaceae.
GACCUGCUGAGACGCGUUGGAUGGUGGAUACGGACAGGGCCAAACUCCUCUGUGACCGCUGGGAGCAGGUUUCGUGGCUUUUUUGCAAGUACGCUGCUCGCUACCUCAAUAAGACCACGUUCAGAAACUACUGGCUCCAAUCGGUGUAUUUGCUUCGAGACCCUAUACUUCGUGUGCAUGUCAUGUUGACGGCAAGGCUCGGGGAGCUGUUGUUCGACUGGGCGUACAAUUGGAUCCGUGGCAAGGGCGGGUUCUUUCUGAAGUGCGAAGGGGUCGGUCGGCGGCUGUUUCCUGGGAUGCGUUUGGUGGAGGUGGCUGAUUUCUCUCGCCUGCUGCUGCUCAAGUUGGAGACUAUCCGCAAGGAUCCCGAGACGUACUUCGCGGCGGAGAAAUUGUUCACGACGAACUGCAGCGAGGAUAAGGGUUUUUUUGCAUUGUUCAAGAAGCGAUGGAUCAAGUGGAUGGAGCGGCAUCAGCAGCUACCUCUGAGCAUGGCGCGGAUUGGAUGCCCCUCGUUUUACGCUCGGACAGGAAUCAUGGCGGAAGGGGCUGUAGAGCAGGCGGUGGGGCCGAAGUUUGCGCGUGCCUUCCUCCACGUAGCUUGGCCUGGUCUAUACGACGGAGAGCCGCGCACGGAGAGGGAGAGGGAAUUCCGAACGCAGCUCGUGAAGUAUUCGGGAGAAAUCACCGAGGCAAGAAGGAAAGAUGAGUUGACGUUCGGGCUGUUUUCAUGCAUUGAUAGCGACCUUUCUGUGAGGAAUGAACUUGAGCAGUAUGCGAAUUCUGGGUGGAGUGACAAGGAGGUUGACCAGGGUGCACCGAAGGGUACGUCAGCGUUGGCGUGUCUGUUCGAUUAUCCCCUCCUGUACAAGUUGGUGUGUCACCGAUUCUACUUCGUUCCCAUUCACCAGCAAGAUAUCGUGUGCGCCGAUGCGACGGGCGAAAAUAUCCGUGCCGCUGGCAUCAAGGUUUUGGAGAAGGCAAAGGAGGCAAAGGCUGUCUCCCACGCACGACAACCGGCCGAACCCUGGAGCAGAAAAAGAGUAUUGGAACCGGAAGCUGCAGAGGAUUUGCUGGUUGCGUAGAGAAGGAAGGGAGUCGGCGGCCG